Messenger RNA from Seminavis robusta, 2649 nucleotides. The record is from the annotation of a GenBank genome assembly. Lineage: Eukaryota; Bacillariophyta; Bacillariophyceae; Naviculales; Naviculaceae.
AUGACGACGAAAGCAGAACGACGACAAGACGACGACAAGAGAGCCAAGAUCCAGGCAAGAGGCAGUUCCUCCGCAGUAGUAGUAGGUGCCACCCCCGUGCCUCCCCAUCUUGCGGCGCUGCGCAAGCAACGAUACAGCCAACAGAAAAUGAAAUCUGUUUCCACUGUGGAAGCACCUCCUGCUGUACGGCAGAGUACUAGUACUAGUAGGGGACUGCGACGAAGCCAAGAAGAGCUCGAUGCCAAGCAGUCGAAAAGAGGAGGAUCAACUUUGGUUGGCGCCCUUCAAGCGAGCAAUGCCGUCAGUAAUAAGAAAUUGAGGGCAAAAGGCUUGUCCUCCAGAUCCAGCGUCGAGGGUUCUCAUGUUGUACUGACAAGCUCUUUGAAUACAACACCGGCCAAAGUGGCAGCGGGAAGCAGCAAUGUGCUCGAAGAAAAAUCCGCCGCGUUGUCUUCCAAGCCUGGGUCGAUGCAAUCCAUGGUGUCUUCUUCGAAACCAGGAUCGUCAUCGGCCCUAUUUGUAGUAAGGCCACCUCCCGAACUGGACAUAUCCAUUACCGAGGCUACGGACCCCGAAGAAGGCCUCGUCCAUGCACGACCUGUCCAUGAAGACUCACAAGAUUUCAUCGUCAGGGGUGAGGCACAAGAAGUCGAUCCGGAAAUUCUAGAGAAACAAGACGUCAAGGCACAAAAGGAGCGGCAAUGCGUGUGGAUUGGAUGCCUCAUCAUCACGCUUUCCUUGAUCGUCUUGACGAUUGCGCUGUCCUACCGACCCGAAUUGCAAUACGAUGCCUUGGAACCAUGCAACGAACAGCAAGAGUUUCAGGCGCUCUUGUUGGGCCAAUUGAAUCUGUCGUCAUCGUCCGUCUAUUUGCCUCCCGAGCUGGCCCUCUUGACUCGUCUGUCCAUGCUGGAGCUGCCACUCAAUGACAUUCGUAACAUGUCCUUGACGGACCUUAUUGCGCCCGAAAUUUAUGAGAUGGAGCAAUUGACCCGCAUCAAUCUACACAGUAAUUCAUUCACGGGAGCAUUGCCGACGGAAUUGGGACUCAUGACCAAUUUGGAAAGUCUGUCGCUACAGUUGAACCAAUUGACCAAUACCAUCCCGUCCGAGCUGGGAGGUAUGACCAGCCUCACAUUGCUUCGACUCUUUUUCAACAAGUUGACGGGCAAGGUACCUAGCUCACUGGGACGCUUGACCGACAGCCUGCAAGAACUCUCGGUCCAAUUCAACUCGCUCACGGGCGCCAUUCCCAGUGAACUCGGAAUGUUGGGGGCGCUAGAAAAGCUCUGGCUUGAAGGCAACGAGCUCACAAACUCCAUUCCGACCGAGCUAGCAAUGAUGGGGGCGCUAGAACAGCUUUGGAUCCAACGCAAUGAGCUCACGGGUGCCAUUCCAAGUGAGUUGGGCGUGGCGACCACUCUCCAUGAGCUCUCGCUCCACGCCAACGAUCUAUCCUCGACCGUGCCCACCGAGGUCGGUGGAAUGUCCAAUCUUCGCAGUCUCCAGCUGACAUUGAACUCCAAGAUUUCCGGGAUCAUCCCUUCCGAAGUAGGUGUGCUGACCGCUCUUGAACAACUCUAUCUCAGUGACAGUUCGUUCACGGGACGAAUCCCAAGCGAGAUUGGGCAGCUCUCCAGUCUGACUGGUCUGGUGCUCGCUGGGAACGAUUUGCAAGGACCCAUUCCGUCGGAGAUUGGAGCUUCCCUAUCCAACUUGACAACCUUGUUUCUGUUUGCCAAUUCUCUGACAGGGGCGCUACCAAGUUCACUAGGACAAUUGACAGCACUGACGACCAUGUCGCUCAAUUCCAACUCCUUCUCCAAUACGAUCCCUACUGAAGUCGGCAUGCUGUCGAAUCUGGAGGAUCUUUCGAUUGCCAACUCGGAAGCUCUUGUGGGCGGAAUUCCCUCAGAGCUCGGACGUUUGACCAAGCUAUCCGUGCUGCAUUUUCACAAGAAUGGACUCGUUGGCAGCGUCCCGAGUGAAUUAGGUAGGCUUUCGCUUAUGGAAGACCUCCAGCUCAAUUCAAACUCGCUGCAAGGCCAGAUGCCGUCCGAAUUGGGACGCAUGUCGCUCCUCCGUCAACUAUAUCUCCAUCAGAAUGCGCUGAAUGGCCCCGUUGCUAGCGAGAUAGGGCAGCUCUCCAGUCUCACUGUUCUGCACCUCUUUGAGAAUUCAAUAUCUGGAAAUCUCCCGAGUGAGCUUGGUCUGCUGGGGAAUCUGACGGAGAUUACGUUGUACGCCAACUCUUUGACGUCCAGCAUACCGAGCACUUUUGGAUCCCUUUCCAGCCUUGAAUCUAUCCGGCUUUUUGCAAACUCGUUGAAUGGAACACUUCCCACCAGCCUUGGCAAGCUACAAAACGUCACCCACUUUUAUGCCUAUUCCAACAACCUAUCGGGAAGCAUACCGAGUGAGAUUGCAAUGAUGACACAACUGAAAGAGCUGGCAUUGGAUGACAACUCUUUUUCUGGGUCAAUAGCAACAGAACUUGAGCUCUUGACAACCCUGGAAAAUGUAUGGCUGAACUCCAAUGAGUUGUCGGGAGCUGUGCCAGAUGGUCUUUGUUCGCUGGGGCGGCAGUCAUUAGUUUUUGACUGUGGCGGUGGACUCUGCGGUUGUCGAUGGUGUGGAUGUCAACCAUAG